Messenger RNA from Spodoptera frugiperda (fall armyworm), 711 nucleotides. RefSeq lists its product as uncharacterized. The transcript has a single exon. Lineage: Eukaryota; Metazoa; Arthropoda; Insecta; Lepidoptera; Noctuidae. Bases 1 to 711 code for a protein of 236 amino acids. The record is from RefSeq and is a predicted model, not a curated record.
AUGGCGCCAGCUGCGCCCAUGCGCCCAGCGCCCCCCAGCGCCGCGCCCCCACGCGCAGCGCCCGUAUAUCGUGCGCCCCCGGACAACAUCGCGCCGGGGCGCUUCCCUUCGCCGCCGAAGAUGCCAGCGGACAAGAGGAAGGCGGUUUUUAUCACGCCGCCCUUCCGCCCACCACCCGUCCUGCCGCCCUUCGCUCCACCGCUGCACGGCGCUGCGCCCGUACCCACGUACGCAGCCGCCGCCGCCGCUACCACCACCGGAACGCCCGCCCCAGCCGCGCCCCCGACACCGAAGCCGCGCUCGCCCACGACACCGUGCGCCCCCCCGCCCAAGAAGACGCGUUACCCGCCGCUCAUCGUGGAGAAGCUCCCCAACUGGGUCGAGCACUUCACGGCCCUGAAGCGGCGGCUCGGACACGCGCCCAACGCGCGCCCCUUUGGGAAGGGGUGCGCUUCACGCCCCGCUCCGACGAGGAGUACCGGGCGAUCCAGGCCUACCUGGCUGAACUGGAGAAACACCAGGGAGUCGCCUGGUUCUCGUACUCCCUCCCCGCGGAGCGAAGCGUCAAGGUGGCCAUACGUGGGUUACCUGUGGACACCCCGCCGGAGGCGAUUAUGGAGGCGCUGCAGGACGCCGGCUACGGCGCGGAGUACGUCCGCCCCAUCCGCGCGCGCCAGGGACGACCUGGGUGUUUAUACUACGCCCAGGUAG